GCGGGCAGCGAGUUAGGUUGCAGCACGGCGGCGCCGGCUCUGGAGAGGGGGAGGGCGAAAAAAAAAAUCGGGGGGGUUUCCGUGUCCCGGGAGGUCGGGAGCACGUUGUAGAGGCCGGGGGUGAGGAGUCGGAACCCCCCCCUCCACCUGUCUGCGUUGGUAGAUCCCCUUCUCCCCCCCACACACGGACCAUGGGGAACGUGCUGGCGGCCGCUUCCCCGGGGCCCACCGCCGCCCCCGCCCCCGUCCCCGGGCCCAGCGUCAGGCCCGGCGGCUUCACUGUGCCCCCGGGCUUCACCGUGCCGCCGGUACCGCCCGGACCCGAGCAGCAGCAGCAGCAGCGAGGGGCGGCCGGGCCUGGAGCCCAGGCCGAGGGCAAGCUGCCCAACCCGGGCACCUUCGAGGAAUGUCACCGCAAGUGCAAAGAACUUUUCCCUAUUCAGAUGGAAGGAGUGAAACUCAUUGUAAACAAAGGUCUCAGCAAUCACUUCCAGGUGAAUCACACCGUGUCACUCAGCACGUUAGGAGAAUCCAGCUACCACUUUGGAGCAACAUAUGUUGGCACGAAGCAGCUCAGUCCCACUGAGGCCUUUCCAGUUCUUGUUGGCGACAUGGAUAACACAGGCAGCCUGAAUGCACAACUCAUUCAUCUACUAACAGACAGAGUGCGGUCGAAAAUGGUGUUACAGACGCAACAGUCAAAGUUUGUGAACUGGCAGGUGGACUCAGAGUAUCGAGGAAAUGAUUACACAGCAACACUGACGCUGGGAAACCCCGACAUUCUCAUCGGAUCAGGAAUCGUCGUGGCUCACUAUCUACAGAGUAUCACGCCGAGCCUGGCUCUGGGUGGGGAACUUGUCUAUCACCGGCGACCAGGAGAGGAAGGUGCAGUCAUGUCUGUCGCUGGCAGGUAUACAGGCAGUAAUUGGAUAGGAACCCUCACGCUCAGUCAGGCGGGAGCACAUGCUACAUACUAUCACAAAGCCAACGACCAGUUACAGGUAGGUGUGGAACUGGAAGCGAGCUUGAGAAUGCAGGACACCAGUGUGACGUUUGGGUAUCAGCUGGACCUGCCCAAAGCGAACCUGCUGUUUAAAGGGUCAGUAGACAGCAACUGGGUGGUUGGAGCGUCGUUGGAAAAGAAGCUGGUGCCAUUACCACUGACUUUAGCGAUGGGAGCCUUCCUGAACCACAGGAAGAACAAGUUCCAGUGUGGCUUCGGCCUGACGAUUGGUUAAUCACAGUCAGGGAAAGGUCUCCCGCAGCCAGCAGAGGAAGGCAGAAGGGUUUUUUUUCAUUUUUACUGGAAUGUACAGAGACCGUCGAACCUGGGGCCAUUCACUGAUGGUACAGCACGCUGCUCCGGGACCGGGAGGGGGCCGGGGUGAUGGGAGGAGGGGGAGCAGAGAGGGGGUGUGGGAGAUGGGUGAUGAAGCAGCGCAGCUCACAACCUCCCACACCCCCCCCCCUCUCUCCACAGGGGUGGGGUCGUCUGUGUCCGAUCGCUCUGGUUGGCGUUCACUCAGCUCGAGAACAAUGUCGAGGGAGACCGGUUCGCUCCAAGUGAGCGUUCCCCACUCCCUCUCCGUUUCCCCUCCUAGCCGCCCCCUCCCCCACACCUCCCGCUCGACCCCCUCCAGCUCCUAUCAACAUCGGGCACCUCUUUCCUCAGAUGUUUUUGAAAUCGUCGUCAUGUGAGUUUCCCUUCUUGCGUGCUCUCCCUCCCAUGCUCGCCCACCCUCUUUUCCCCCCCCCCCGCCAUGGGCUGUGAUCUCACCGCAGCGCGAGUGCUGGAGAGGGUGAGUGUGGCCUUGGGGGUGAGUUCAGUUUGAGAGACAGACCGUCAGAUAGAGACGGUCUGUGUAGCGGCACCAAGAUCUGAAGCCACUGUCAAAAUAGUUGUCGUCUUUUUUCUUUGGAAACUCGCUCGUCCUUAAAAGACACGAGCUUUUCCUCAGGCAGAAUCUUAAAAAUGUUUCAGAUGAAGGAGGGACUUUCUUGUUGUGGGUGAGACUGGCAGCACCAGCAUCUAUCGCCCCAUCCCUAAUUGCCCUUUGAGAAGGUGAUGGUGAGCUGUCUCGUUCACCCUCUGUCGUCAGUGCGGUGGCAUUGUCACAGUGGGGCGCCUCCUCUGGGAGAAGUGGGGGUGUUUUGGCUACAGCGCUGCAUCGAGUGACAUCCAAACCUCGCGUUUCCUUUCAUUACAUUAACUCUCGGACUUGCAGAGAGGGCUCACUCAAUACCUCCUGCUGCCUCACUAUUCACUUUGCUUUCCAGAUGGUUACAUGAUUGCGCUGGUGGGGUAGGACGUCCAGAAUUCAUCUCCCUCCCCCUCCCUCCAAAUCUGUCACCAACUCCCUCCCCCAGCAGACUUUUGACAUGGGGCAUUAUUGCAGCGUUAGCCCCUCACCAUCCCACCGGCGGAUGCGAUGUUUUGGGUUGGGCAGUAGAUGGAUUGGAGUGAAGAUAUCUCCUUUUCCUUGUUGGAUUUGAAUUGCGUUCCCCCCCCCCCCCCCCCCCC
This is a messenger RNA of Hemiscyllium ocellatum (epaulette shark), 2521 nucleotides long. RefSeq names its product mitochondrial import receptor subunit TOM40 homolog. Gene Ontology annotation, biological process: protein import into mitochondrial matrix. Lineage: Eukaryota; Metazoa; Chordata; Chondrichthyes; Orectolobiformes; Hemiscylliidae. Bases 192 to 1238 code for a protein of 348 amino acids. The transcript is spliced from 9 exons. Gene Ontology annotation, cellular component: mitochondrial outer membrane; mitochondrial outer membrane translocase complex. The record is from RefSeq and is a predicted model, not a curated record. Gene Ontology annotation, molecular function: transmembrane protein transporter activity.